UGUGAAGAGUGAAGAAGAUGAAGAGAAACCUCAGUCCUCACAGCUUCAUCAAACACAAACAGAACAGAUGGAAACAGAAGCUGAUGGAGAGGACUGUGGAGGACCAGAACCAGACAGGAACUCUGAUCCAGAUCCACAAGUCCAAACGGUGAGAGCGCUGGUGGAGCAGCGACUGACUGCGGCUGCUGAAGAGAUAUUUGGGCCGUUUGCAAGAACGAUAGCGGAGUGUAAGGAGGAACUUCAUCGUUCAAAAGAGAAGAACGAGCGACAACAGAAACUACUGGACGCUAUUUUUAACCCUCAGCCUCACUUACACAGAGCAGAUGUCCAGAAGCUGUUGGUGGUUAAAGAGGAGUUUCCCUCUGAGCAGCAGGAGAGGAGCUGCAGUCUGGACCAGGAGGACCCAGAGCCCCCACACAUUAAAGUGGAACCGGAGGAACCUUGGACCAGUCAGGAGGGAGAGCAGCUUCAGGGGCUGGAGGAGGCUGAUAUCACCAAGUUCACAUUCACUCCUGUCCCUGUGAAGAGUGAAGAAGAUGAAGAGAAACCUCAGUCCUCACAGCUUCAUCAAACACAAACCGAACAGAUGGAAACAGAAGCUGAUGGAGAGGACUGUGGAGGACCAGAACCAGACAGGAGCUCUGAUCCAGAUCCACAUUUACAACCUGAUACUGACAACGAGCCUGCAGACUCUUCUGAACCUGAGACUGAUGACAGUGGUGAUUGGAAGGAGACCAGAGAACCUCAAUCAGGUUUGAACUGUUUGAAAAAAGAUCGUGGUCCUGUCGGAGAUUCCAGAUUUAGUGCUGGUGAGAAACUAUUUAGCUGCUCUGAGUGUGAGAAAAGAUUUGGCUCCAAGCGCAAUCUGGAGAGACACAUGAGACUCCACACAGGAGAGAAACCUUUCAGCUGCUCAGUUUGUAAGAAAACUUUUAAACAGAGUGGAAAUUUAAAGGCACACAUGUGUCUCCACACAGGAGAGAAACUUUUCAGCUGCUCAGUUUGUAAGAAACGUUUUACACAGAGUGGAACUUUAAAGGCACACAUGAGACUCCACACAGGAGAGAAACCUUUCAGCUGCUCAGUUUGUAAGAAAACUUUUACAUGGAGUGGAACUUUAAAGUCACACAUGAGACUCCACACAGGAGAGAAUCUUUUCAGCUGCUCAGUUUGUAAGAAAACUUUUGCACAAAGUGGAACUUUAAAGACACACAUGAGACUCCACACAGGAGAAAAACCUUUCAGCUGCUCAGUUUGUAAGAAAACUUUUACAUGGAGUGGAACUUUACAGAGACACAUGAGACUCCACACAGGAGAGAGACCUUUCACCUGCUCAUUUUGUGGUAAAUGUUUCAACGGAAGUUGGGAUCUGAAGACACACAUGAGAGUUCACACAGGAGAGAGACCUUACAGUUGCCAUAUUUGUAGCAAAGGAUUUGCCCAGAGUUCACAUAUCAAAAAACACAAAUGUGCUGGCGGCUCGUCCUCAAAGUUUCAUCAAGCUGAGGAGAACAAAGAGGCAGAGCCUCUAGACAGCAGCCCACAUGAAGAGAUGCUGACAGAAGCUGAUGGAGAGAGCUGUGGAAGACCAGAAGCAGCCAGCAACUCAAAUCCAGAUGAACCAGAAACUGAUGAGGACACUUGAGAUUCUCCUGAACCUGAGACUAAUGACAGUGGUGAUUGGAAGUAAACUAGCAAAACUCAGUCUGCUGUAAAUCCUUAGUAAAAGGUCCUCAUCAGUGACAAUGAAAGCCUUUUUAUUAACCCCUUGGACCUUUUGGAAGGCGUGGCCGAUUCAGUUUGAAAGCUACAGAGAAGAUCAUCACAUAUUGGUAUGAAACUAGAUGAUCUUAGGGAUCCUUUUCUACAAAAUAUGUCGUGAUCUCUUGUUGGGAAGGGGGUGAAAUUUGAUGUUUAUUUGUCUAUUGAGCAUCUUUAGGUGUUUUAGUAAGAUUUUUUUUUGUUCACAAACUGAUAUUUUAAUUAAAUAUUUGAUCAUAGAAGUGUAACAAUUACAACUCCUUUUUUUUUAACAGCAAAACAAAAUAAAAACAUUCUUAGUUUACCAAAGUUGCCUGAAAGUUGUCCCUGCGUCAGUCUGUGGCACGAGGAUAGGCAUGCUGUGUUUUAAUUUAGGCCAGAAAUUCCUAAACCAGCUAUCCCUGUUAUGUGAUUUCAGAGCCCUGUACUACGAAGCUGGAUUUGAGGGUCAGUGAGUUAACCUGAGGUUUAACCCUGGUUAUCAGUAUCUCCAAGGUGGUUCUCUUUUAACCUUUCUAGGUCACCAUGGUAACUCAUGCUGCGGAGCUAACCUGGGCAGGACCAGGAUUUGUUCUGAGCUUCGGCUUGAAAUUGGCUAGAAAGCCUCUAACUACUUUUAAAACAGUGUCUCACACUAGUCAGCAGUCAAUUUAUGAUUCAUACAGAUUCUCAGCGGUGAGAACUAGAUAUAAAUUCAUAUCUGAUGAGUAGUAACAUUGUAAUAAUGUCACCAAAUGGUACCUUGCAGUUACAGUAGAGUUACUGUAUGUACAGUUAUAGCUACAGUUACAGCAGAGAUACAGUUACAGUACAGUUACUGCUUUUCCUGCAUUGUGCUGGUACCAAAAAUAAAAUGUCCAGCUGAGCUUAAUGACUACAGACCAGUAGCCCUCACAUCUCAUAUCAUGAAGACCUUGAUGCGGCUGAUUGUACGCCUACUGAGAGUUAAGGUCAAAGACAACCUCGAUCCCCUGCAGUUUA
Messenger RNA from Centropristis striata (black sea bass), 2742 nucleotides. Its product is annotated as zinc finger protein 239-like. Lineage: Eukaryota; Metazoa; Chordata; Actinopteri; Perciformes; Serranidae. Gene Ontology annotation, cellular component: nucleus. Gene Ontology annotation, biological process: regulation of transcription by RNA polymerase II. The coding region runs from base 68 to 1645 and encodes 525 amino acids. Gene Ontology annotation, molecular function: DNA-binding transcription factor activity, RNA polymerase II-specific; RNA polymerase II cis-regulatory region sequence-specific DNA binding. The record is from RefSeq and is a predicted model, not a curated record. The transcript has 2 exons.